Biomphalaria glabrata is the source of this 9151-nucleotide messenger RNA. Its product is annotated as fatty acid synthase-like. The transcript is spliced from 34 exons. Gene Ontology annotation, molecular function: phosphopantetheine binding; 3-oxoacyl-[acyl-carrier-protein] synthase activity; fatty acid synthase activity. The record is from RefSeq and is a predicted model, not a curated record. Gene Ontology annotation, biological process: fatty acid biosynthetic process. NCBI's taxonomy places the organism in Eukaryota, Metazoa, Mollusca, Gastropoda, Planorbidae. The coding region runs from base 168 to 7877 and encodes 2569 amino acids.
CCUGUGACGUAUGAACAAAGCAUUUUCAUUGGUUAUCUGCUAUGAGCCCACAUCUGACGAUCUUUUUUAUACAGCGAAAAGGACUGUCAUUAAUUUAUAAACAUUCGAACAAAGAGGACGUUCCUUAUUAGUUUUUAAAGUGAUUGAAAGAAAUUAAAGAAAACAAAAUGCCAGCGAGAGCAGAUUUAGAUGAGGCCAUGUGUAACGGCGGAGCUCAUGGAGAUGGCCCACAUAACAGACUUGGACCUAAUCUGCCUGAAUUUGUGUACAAUGGUGAAGUAGCCAUCAGUGGUAUUUCAGGGCGAUUGCCAGAAUCAGAUAAUAUGGCAGAGUUUCGUGACCAUUUGCUUAAAAAUGAAGACAUGGUAACAGCUGACAACAGACGAUGGGAAGUGGGUCUCCAUGGGAAUCCUGCAAGAAAUGGAAAGCUAAAAGAAAUAAAAUAUUUUGAUGCUGCAUUUUUUGGUGUCCAUCCUAAGCAAGCAGACUGUAUGGAUCCUCAGCUUAGGAUAUUGUUAGAAGUUUCAUAUGAAGCCAUUAUAGAUGCAGGACAAACAAUGGAGUCAGUCAGAGGCAGCAAAACAGGUGUUUAUGUUGGUGUUUCAUUAUCAGAAGCAUCCGAUGCCUGGUCAGCAGAUGCUGAAAGCACAGUUGGUUACACCAUGCCAGGGUGUUGUAGAGCUAUGUUUGCCAAUAGAAUCUCAUACUUUUUUGAUUUUAAAGGACCUAGUUAUGCAGUAGAUACAGCGUGCUCUUCCAGUAUGAUGUGUCUUGAUCAAGCUUUGUUGAACCUUCGUAUGGGUCUUAUUGACUCUGCUAUAGUAGCAGGCACUAACUUGUGUCUUAAACCAACUACUUCACUACAGUUUGUAAGGAUGGGAAUGACUGCACCAGAUGGUACUUGCAAAACAUUUGAUGCUUCAGGGGAUGGAUACUGUCGCAGUGAAGCUAUAAUGGCCAUCUAUUUACAAAAGACAGCAGACUGCAAACGCAUUUAUGCCACAGUUGUUCAUACCAAAACAAAUGCUGAUGGUUUUAAAGAGCAAGGUAUAACAUUUCCCUCUGGAAUUAUGCAGAAGCAGUUGAUUAAUGAAGUGUACCAUGAGAUAGGCAUUAAUCCACUUGACGUUGCAUAUGUUGAAGCACAUGGUACUGGUACAAAAGUUGGUGAUCCUCAAGAAGUAAAUUCUUUAGUGGAUGUAUUUUGCAAAGGCAGAAAAAGUCCACUUUUGAUUGGCUCAACAAAAUCAAAUAUGGGUCACCCUGAAGCUGCAUCAGGUCUUUCAUCCAUUGCCAAGAUAGUUGUUGCUAUGGAAGAUCAUGUCAUUCCUGCCAAUCUUCAUUUUAAGAACCCCAAUCCUGAAAUCCCAGGAUUAAUUGAUGGAAGUCUUCAAGUUGUUAAAGAAAAUACUCCAUGGAAUGGAGGAUUGGUGGCCAUGAACUCUUUUGGUUUUGGUGGUGCUAAUGUACAUGCAAUUUUUAGGUCCCAUGAAAAAGAACAGGUUGAACCACAUGUUGCCAGUGAGAAAACUAGGUUGUACACUUGCAAUGCUCGCACAGAGGCUGGUGUUAAAGCAUUGUUAGCAGAAGCCAAAAAGAAUGCUAAAAGUGUGGAGUAUCAGGCAUUGAUUCAGGACAGUGCAAACAUGCCAACAUCUCAGAUGCCUUAUAGAGGUUACACUGUACUUAAUGCUUCAACAGAUAUAGAAGAAAUCCAGAGAUGCAGUCAAGAACCUCGACCUAUAUGGUUUGUGUUCACUGGCAUGGGAACACAGUGGCAUGGAAUGGGUCGCAAAAUGAUGGAACUUGAUGUCUUUAGAGAAUCCAUCAUGAGGUCCACUCAGACACUCAGCAGAUAUGAUAUCAAUCUUUAUGAUCUCAUUAUGAAUGGCAAUGAGACUACUUUUGAAAAGACUAUUCCAUCUUUUAUAGGCAUAGCCUCCAUUCAGGUUGCUCUUGUAGACCUGCUCUUUUCAAUGGAUAUCAGGCCUGAUGGCAUUGUUGGCCACUCUGUGGGAGAACUAGGUUGUGCUUAUGCUGAUGGUUCACUGACAGCAGAAGAAACAGUUCUUGCUGCUUAUUGGAGAGGGAGAUGCAUAUCUGAAGCAAAUCUUCCAGCAGGCAAAAUGGCUGCUGUUGGCUUGUCAUGGGAAGAGUGUAAAAAAAUGUGUCCACCAGGGGUUGUUCCAGCAUGUCACAAUUCUGUUGAUACAGUUACAAUUUCUGGACCAUUUGAUGUUACCACCAAGUUUAUUGAGGAUUUAAAAGCCAAAGGCAUCUUUGCACGUGAUGUGAAUUCCUCUAAUGUAGCCUACCAUUCCUAUUAUAUGAAUGAAAUAGCUCCACAAUUAAAAGCUGCUCUUGAAAAGGUAAUCAAGCCCAAGAGGAGAUCUCCCAAAUGGAUUAGCACAUCUGUUCCAGAAGCUAGAUGGGGAGAACCAUUGGCCCAGUACUCAUCAGCUGAUUAUCAUGUCAACAAUUUGGUCAGUGCUGUUCUUUUCCAAGAAGGUCUUCAAAAAGUACAAAGUAAUGCCAUAGCCAUUGAGAUUGCUCCACAUUGUCUUUUGCAAGCCAUUCUUAAAAGGUCUUUAAGCACUGAGGCUGUGUUUGUUGGACUCAUGAAACGUUUUCAUGAAAAUAAUAUUGAGUUUUUCUUUUCCAGUCUUGGCAAAUGUUUUGCCAAUGGAAUGAACGUGAAUCCUCUGAAAGCUUUCCCUCCAGUGCAGUUCCCAGUGCCCCGAGGUACACCCAUGGUUGGUCCUGCAAUAUCUAAGAUAUGGGAACAUACUACAGUUUGGAGUACACCUACACAAGAGGACUUUGGUGGCUCAGGAAAGGGAGGAUCAUCCGCUGAUGUCAAGUUUGAAAUAGAUGUUUCAGAAGAGUCCUCAGAACAUUACCUAGUUGGUCACAAGAUUGAUGGCAGAGUGUUAUACCCAGCCACAGGUUAUUUGGUGUUAGCCUGGAAAGCACUAGCUAGGUUGAAGGGUCAACUUUUUGAACAGCUCCCUGUUGUAUUUCAAGAUAUUACAAUCCACAGGGCCACAGUACUUCCAGCAACAGGUACAGUCACACUUAGUGUCAGUAUUAUGCCUGCCACAGGGAAAUUUGAAAUCUGUGAAAAUGAUGCUCAAGUUGUCAGUGGAACAAUAUUUAGCCCUGAAGGUCAAUUUUUAGACAGAGAUCAGUAUUCAGCAGUAAAAAAUAUCCUGAACAAAACUGAAUCUUUAGAAUUCCAACUCACAAAGGAAGAGGUAUACAAAGAACUUAGACUAAGAGGCUAUGAUUAUGGACCAACUUUUCAAGGAAUAACGAAUGCUAGUCAGUCAGGUGCCACAGGUCAGCUUUUAUGGAAUGGCAGUUGGGUUUCUUUUAUGGAUACCAUGCUACAAAUACAAGUUUUCUCAAUGCCAGGUCACUCAUUACGGUUACCAACACGUAUUAAAACGGUCAAAGUUGAUCCAAAGAUUCACCCACCUCAGCCAGCUGAAGGGGAAACCUUUACAAGUCUCCCUGUGAUAGUUGAUAGAGUGUUGGAUAUUACAGUUUGUGGAGGUGUGGAAAUUAAAGGUCUGCAUGCUUCAGUAGCCCCUAAAAGAGGUCAACAGUUGCCCCCCACAGUAGAAGAAUAUCGUUUCAUACCCUACACAGAAAGUGACAAAACUGUUCCUCCAGCAUUAGAACAAUAUACUACUGACUGCCUUAAUUAUGUUCUUCACAGUCUCAAAAGGCUAGUGGAUGAAGAUCAAGCUGGUACAUUACUCAACAAAACAGUAUUGAGUGAUGUUGUGAACAACAUUAAACCCACUGCUGAUUCAGAUCUUCAGAAAUUUCUUUCCCAACCUAACUCUGGCUUAGCACAGGCUCUUCACAAAAUAUUCACUCUGCCAGCCACCAAUCUCAAAGAAAAUGUCCACAACAUUGUGCAAUCAUUACAUUCAGAAUUGCUUUCAGACAGGUUAUUGUCCAGCCUAAGUAGUCCAGAGGUGCUCAAGUCUUGUGUUGAUAUAGUCAUUGACAAUGUCAUGACUAGCAGGGUCACUGUAUUUGAAGCUGGUGCUGCUCAGAGUUCACUUUACCGCAAAGUAAUUCCCAUCAUCAAAUCUCAACCUUUAUUAAAUGUGACUUACACUGCUGCUGAUAAAAAUCCUCUAGAUAAAGAAGCUAAAAAUCUGGGAGUGAAACAUUCACAAUGGGAUAUCAACACAUCAACCUCUGUCCCUCCUGGACAGGUACAUCUUUUGGUUCUCAAAAAUGUGUUACACAAACAAACAAAUAUCAGUGCCACUUUUGAGACUGUAUCUGGUAUGGUGUUGCCUGAUGGUUUCAUUCUAGUUGAGGAAGUCACCAGAAAUUUUCCACUCUAUUUAGCAUUAGAAGCCAUUUCAGGAAAGUUACAAGACAACUCAUCUGAUGUUUGUAGGGUUUGUGGAUGCUAUCUGUCUGAGGGAUCUUGGGUGGAAGUGUUUUCAAAACAUGGAUAUGAAGUUGUAUUUAGAAAAUCUGACAAUCUUCUCUCAACUCUCUUCCUUCUGCGCAAAAGGAAACAGCUGAUUACCCCACCAACACUGUUCUCCAUUGAUGACUUGCAGUGCUCUUGGUUAGAGGACCUCAAGUCUAAGAUGAAAGAGUUAGAGAAAGCUCCUGAAGAUGCUAGACUUUGGCUUUUAGCUACCAAAGAAGUCAAUGGCUUGAUGGGAUUUAUCAAUUGCUUGAAACUAGAGGCAGGUGGCGAGAAAGUGAGGGGAAUUUUUAUUAGUAAUUUGAACUCAUCUUCUAGUCAACCUAACAUUACUGAGUCCAGCUCUGAAUUUUUGAGUGUGGCACAGAAAGACUUGUUUGUCAACAUUUACAGAGAUGGAAAGUGGGGAUGUUUCAAACAUAUACCCAUUCCUGAAGAUGACACUUCCAGAAUAAAGCCUACAGAAUAUGCCUAUGUGAAUGUGUUGACCAGAGGAGAUUUGUCCAGCUUGAAAUGGAUUGAGUCACCACUGAAGUUUUUCCAACCAAAUGAUGAAGACACAGAGCUCUGCAGCGUUUACUACACUUCACUUAACUUCAGAGAUGUCAUGUUGGCAUCUGGCAAAUUACCACCUGAUGCUAUACCUGGUGAUAUGGCCAGUCAAGACUGUAUUCUAGGCAUGGAGUUCUCAGGGAGAGAUUCAAAUGGCAGAAGAAUCAUGGGUAUACUCCCAGCCAAGGGUCUUGCAACAUCUGUGGAUACAGCCAAGCGUUUCUUGUGGGAAAUCCCAGACUGUUGGACAAUGGAAGAAGCAGCCACUGUUCCUGUUGUUUAUUGUACAGUGUUUUAUGCUUUGGUCAUAAGAGGACAUAUUAAGAAAGGAGACAAAGUUCUCAUUCAUUCAGGAAGUGGUGGUGUUGGACAGGCAGCCAUUUCAGUAGCACUAAGCUAUGGGUGUGAAGUUUUUACCACUGUUGGAUCAAAUGAGAAGAAAGAGUACUUAAAAAGCAUAUUUCCUCAACUUACUGACAGAAACUUCAGCAAUUCCAGAGAUACAUCUUUUGAGCAUGAUAUUUUAAGGGAGACCAAAGGAUUAGGUGUUGAUGUAGUUCUGAAUUCUCUUGCUGAAGAAAAAUUGUUAGCUAGUGUUAAUUUAUUGGCUAAGCAUGGACGUUUUCUUGAGAUUGGCAAAUUUGAUCUUUCAAAUAAUACUCCUUUAGGUAUGUCCAUUUUCCUUAGAAACAUUACAUUCAAUGGAAUUUUGUUGGAUGCUCUGUUUGAAGAAGCUUCUGAUGAGUGGGAGAGUGUUGCUGAUAUGGUCAGACAAGGAAUGACCUCUGGGGUAGUCAAGCCUUUAAAAACAACAGUUUUUAAUAAAGAUGAAAUUGAAGAAGCAUUCCGAUUUAUGGCCCAAGGAAAACACAUUGGCAAAGUUGUUAUAAAAGUUAGGGAUGAAGAAAAAGAAAAAGUAGCAACACCUCUACCAGUGUCUAUCCCUGCAGUUGCUAGGACCACAUGUGACCCAUCUAAGACAUACAUUAUUACAGGAGGAUUAGGUGGUUUUGGACUUGAACUCGGCCAGUGGCUAGUAGAGAGAGGAGCUAAGAAAAUUGUUCUUUCUUCUAGAUCUGGAAUCAAGACAGGGUACCAGUAUAAAAAAGUUCAAGGUUGGAAAGAUUCUGGUGUCAAAGUAGAAGUCAGCAAAAGUGAUGCUAAAACUUUAGCUGGUGCUAAAGCUUUGCUUCAAGAGUCCAGUAAAUUGGGUCCAGUUGGAGGUCUCUUUAAUCUUGCUAUGGUUCUGCGUGAUGGCUUGUUUGAAAACCAAACACUAGACAUGUAUACCACAGUUUGUGAACCCAAAAUUGAUGGCACAAUCAACCUAGAUUUGGCUACUAGAGAACUAUGUAAAGACUUGGAUUGGUUUGUUGUAUUUUCUUCUGUCAGUUGUGGAAGAGGCAACUUGGGGCAAACUAAUUAUGGGUUUGCUAAUUCUGUCAUGGAGAGAGUGUGUGAAAAAAGAAAAGCAGAAGGCUUCCCAGGAUUGGCUAUUCAGUGGGGAGCUAUUGGUGAUGUUGGUGUGAUUGCUGAAAGUAUGGGAGGUAAUGACACUGUCAUUGGAGGAACACUGCCACAAAAGAUGUCCUCCUGUUUGAAUGUCCUUGAUCAAUUCCUAAAUCAAAAUUACACAAUAGUUUCCAGUUUUGUAGCUGCACAGAGAGACACAUCAAAGAAAGAAGGGGGUGCUACAAAGCCUAAUCUAGUCAGCUCCAUUUCCAGAAUCUUGGGUUUGAAGGAUGUAUCUAAUUUGAAUCCUGAGACAAGUUUAGCAGACCUGGGCCUGGACUCACUAAUGGGUGUAGAAAUCAAACAACUGCUGGAAAGAGAUUUUGAAGUUUCUCUUAGUACCAGAGAGAUUCGCAUGUUGAAUUUGAAGAAAAUAGAGGAAUUAAAUGGAGCAGAGGAAGAAGACCAAGCUAAAAGUUCAGAACCAGAAGUCCCUGAAGUAUCCACAGAACCUUCAAGUAAAGAAAUAAAUGGGCAACAUUCCAGGGCUUCUAAUAGGUUCAACUUCAAACAGAUGAUGCCUAAAAAUGCUAUAUUAAAGAUUAAUGAUGUUCAAAAUGGCUUCAAACCUUUAUUCAUUGUUCAUCCCAUUGAAGGAAGUGUUAUUGCAUUAGAGACUUUAGCUCGCAAUCUUCCAUGCCCAGUUUAUGGUCUCCAAUUAACAGCUGAUGCACCUCUCACAUCAAUAGAAGAUUUGGCACUCUACUAUAUUAAGCAAAUUAGCACAAUAGACUCAGUUGGUCCAUACAGAAUUGCUGGCUAUUCAUUUGGAGCAGUUGUAGCCUUAGAAAUAGCAAAUCAACUUUUGAAAAUGCAUCCCAAGCGUUCAGAUAUUGUUCAGUCCUUGACACUUCUUGAUGGUUCACAUCGCUAUGUAGAAGUCUACACAUCUGCUUACCGCAAAGCAUUGAAAAUAAACAACACAGCAGAAGAGCAGGCAGCAUGUCUUUGUGCAUUUGUCAGACUGUUCCAUGGGUUUGAUGAAGUGCAGGUUUUCCAACAAAUGGUCACAGCUGAAGGCCUAAAGGAAAGAAUCAAAAUAGCUGUUGACAUUUUAAUGAAAACAGAAAAAUUCAACUCUCAGAAUGAUUUGGAACAAUUAGCAGAAUCUUUUUAUAAAAUGUUGUCCAUAAGUGAAAAAUACAAGCCAGAGAAGUAUGGUGGUGACAUAACACUCAUCAAGGCCAAACAGAGCAAUGUGAACUCAAGUAAUCUAGGAGAUGACUAUGAUCUGAAACAAGUUUGUAGUGGCACAGUCAAAAUCACAGAUGUAGAUGGAGAUCACGAGUCUUUUAUAUUAGAUGAAGGUGCUCAGAAAGUGGCCAAUAUAUUGAUACCUUUGCUCUCAUAGUCUUUAUAUGGAAGUACACUAAACUAGGAAUAAAUAUUUGAAAGCUGUAAGCUGAAAGUUAUGAAACAAAGUUACACAUUUGUAAAUUCCGUCUUAUUCAAAGCUGUAUUUUCCCAUGUCCUCCUUUUGAGGUGCAAUCCAAUAUAGAUUCACUGAAAAUCCUGCAUUGAUAUUAUUGUCACUUUUUUUUUUUUAUGAGAAAUGAAACAACAACCACAAAUACUCACAUCAAAGAUGAUAACAGUGUUGUUAAUUUGAUGGUGAUUUUUUUUGUCAGGAUUUAUUCACUGACUGUUAUGUGUAUACUUGCGGACAACUUCCAAUUCCUGCCAUUAUAUUUUUGAACAAUCUGGAAUGAAUUGGGUUUGCCUGCUCCAUUACUUCAUUUGUUCUGUGUGUGUAAUGUUCAUUGUUAGUAUUUAGUUUUUUAUUUCCAAUCUUUGUACAUUUCCACUUUCUUCAUUUUGAGUGAAGAAAUUAGUAUACAUGGUUUAAUAGAGAGUGAAUGAGCCCUUGAAAUCCAUGCAUUGAGUAUGAGUAUCUUAUUGAAGGUAGAACUUUUGGUUGUGUAUUGAGCUAAUACACUUAAUGUUGUACAUACAUUUAUUUUUAAAGUGGAUGUUUUGCAUUUCUAUUGCAUUUCCUUGUCUUUAGUGUUUUGACAGUAAUUUAUAAUGUAUGUUCUGACCAACUGAUCAUUUUGGCUUGUUUGGUAACCAAUGUGAGGAUCAUGUACACAUCACUCAGUUCUUUGAUCUGGCCUUUUACCUGCUAGUUUAUUUAUUGAUAUACAUAUUUUUUUGUUUACAUUAAAGAGUCUCUCUAUUUGUUUUUUUUAUUAUGUCAACAUUUUGAAAGGAUUUUUAUCAUUUCUGACCAUCUAAGUUAAGAAAUAAAAUCACAUCAAAUGCCCAAUGCCAAUUGAUUCUAGAGUUUGAUAAAGGGAUACAUAAUGGAAGAGUGCAUACCAAAAUAAUUAGCACAGUUUAAACUCCUUAAGAUUUCAAACAAGCAUUUUGAUGUUAAUUUGUAUACAUCAUCCAUUAUUACAAUCCAUUAUUACUAUGAUUGUAAAAGUAUUAAUCUUGUUUGAAAUUUGCACAUUUUAUGAAAUGAGUGUACUGCCAGUACUAGGAGUGAAACCUGAAGAUGGACAUAAACCUUUAAUGAUUUAUUUUUCUUGUAUGUUUUGUUUAUAUUUACAGUGUUAGCCAUUUUCAGAUUCUGAAGCAAAUCUCAUGUUAUUGGAAUACAAAUAAAACUAUUUGAACAUU